CAAAGUUUGCGCUUGGAGGGUACUGCAGAGAGCCCGGCGCCUUCGGUGUCUAAGCCACCUUCUGUGACUUCUGCUGGCUGCACGCUGCGUGGGAAGGACUCCGUGACACCUUGAAGCCACGAAAUGGAGUCAGUGACCUUUGAGGAUGUGGCUGUGAACUUCACUGUGGAGGAGUGGACUUUGCUUGAUCCACCUCAAAAGAGGCUCUACAGAGAUGUGAUGAAGGAAACUUUUAGGAACAUGGCUGCUAUAGGAAGAGUCUUGGGUAGCCAGGAAGUUGAAGAAGAGUACAAAAAUUAUCAGAGAAAUCUAAGUAUAUAG
Molecule: messenger RNA, 321 nt
Organism: Octodon degus (degu)
Lineage: Eukaryota; Metazoa; Chordata; Mammalia; Rodentia; Octodontidae
Product: zinc finger protein 124-like
Exons: 1
Coding region: 124-321 (65 amino acids)
Biological process (GO): regulation of DNA-templated transcription
Source: RefSeq, a predicted model, not a curated record